AUGGAAGACGCUGCUGUGUUAGCUGCACUGAGCGCGACGGCAUUGACGCGCCAACGGAUGGCUGCGGCUCUGCGUGACCUUCGCCGGAAUCUCCACGACGAGUACAUUCGUGAUGAGCGCGACCGGCUGCUACGACACUAUCUUACCGUCGGCUGCCUGUCGCUUCCGGUCGUGGCCUCCUGGAUGGACUUGUGGCGCGGAGGGAACGACAUCAACCUCAUCAACAUGACCAGUUUGAGCAGGUUCGUGGCUUCUUAUUAG
Phytophthora sojae is the source of this 261-nucleotide messenger RNA. RefSeq lists its product as hypothetical. Lineage: Eukaryota; Oomycota; Peronosporomycetes; Peronosporales; Peronosporaceae. The record is from RefSeq and is a predicted model, not a curated record. The coding region runs from base 1 to 261 and encodes 86 amino acids. The transcript has a single exon.